Plasmodium yoelii is the source of this 2316-nucleotide messenger RNA. Its product is annotated as AP2 domain transcription factor AP2-O3. Gene Ontology annotation, molecular function: DNA-binding transcription factor activity. Gene Ontology annotation, biological process: regulation of DNA-templated transcription. The transcript has a single exon. The record is from RefSeq and is a predicted model, not a curated record. Bases 1 to 2316 code for a protein of 771 amino acids. NCBI's taxonomy places the organism in Eukaryota, Apicomplexa, Aconoidasida, Haemosporida, Plasmodiidae.
AUGAAUACACAAUUUGAAAAUUUUGAUGAACUAUUAAAAGAUCUAGAUUUAAAGAAUUAUGUAAGUUUUGUAAAAAAAUGUUUUAAAAAUGGAAUAAAAAAAAAUGAAGAAAAUAUAUGUUCUCAAGAUUUGCGAAAUUUAGCAAAAUGUUUGCCCAGAGUUUCAGGUGUUUGGUAUGAUUUGCAUAAAAAUAGUUGGGAAGCAAGAUGGUCCGAAGGAGCAAAAUCAGCACGAAAAUAUUAUUCUGUUCAAAAAUUUGGAUUUCACGAAGCAAGAAAAUUAGCUAUCAAAACAAUAAAAACAAAAGAAAUAAAUUAUAUAUAUAAUAGCAUAAAUGAAGACUUUAGCAAACCUUUAAAAUGGAAUCUAAAUAAUGAGUUCUUAGAGAUUAAUCAAGAUCCAACUAUAAAUUUAAAAAAAAAAUAUAGAACUACAAAUUGUAAAAUUAAAGACAUAAAAAUUAAGAAAGAUGAGAUUGGGAAUUAUAAUAACACAAAUAUUGGAAAACGAUUAAAAAAUGGAAAAAAAAAUAAUUCAGGAUUUAUUUAUUCUAUACAAGAUACAAAUAAAUGUACUAUUAAAAAUAUCGAACAAAUAAAUGAUCAAUGUAAAAAUAAAAUAGAUAUAUUAAAUUAUCAAAAUUGUUUAUAUAUUAAUAAAGAUAACACAAAUGAUACAUUACCAAAUGAAUCAGUUUCUUUACGUUCAAAAGAUGCAACUUUAUUUGUAUCACAAAAUAAAAUUAUUGGAAAAAAAGAAAUAAAAAAACAAAAUGUUAUAUCCAUAUCAAAUCAUAUUAACACUAACAGUAAUAACAAAAAUGGAGCUACUCUUAUUUCUUCCGAUAUUUUAAAUAAAAAUGAAACCCUUCCUGAAAAUACAAACAAUAUCAAUACCAUAGCUAAAACUGCUAAACAAAAUAUAACAAAAGAUAUUAUUCCUUAUGAUGAAAAUAACGAAUAUUUUGAGUGCACUAAUAAGGUUAUUUCAACUAGCCAAGAAAAAAAUGUACACACAAAUUACGAAAAAAUCACAAAUUAUGAAAAAAUCACAAAUUACGAAAAAAUCGCAAAUUACGAAAAAAUCCCAAAUUAUGAACAAAAUGGGCAUACAAAUUACAAAAGUGGUAAAAAAAAUAACCAAACAAUAGUAAAUUCUGAAAUACCGUCAGUUACAAAUAAAGAAAAGUGUAAAAAUCGAGAUAUCAUAAAAAAUGAUGUAUUUUCAAAAAAAAAAAAAAAAAAUAUAUUUGAACCACAAAAUGAACAAAAAUUUAAUAAUGAUGAUAACAAAAUAAAUAUUACAAAAACAAAAAUUGUAGAAAAUAUCGAUAACUGUUUUAAUACUAACAUAUCUACUAAAGAAGACAAUUUUGCUAAUUCAAUAAUAGAUUCUGAACAUGUUAAAAACAAUAUUUCAGUAUUAAAUUUUUCUGGAAAAAUACAAAAAAAUGGAAUAAAUUGUUUAAGAAAUAAUGUCCCAUUUAUUUGUAACAAUUCUUUAUAUUUAAAAAAAAAUGAAGAAUUUUCAAAUUUACAAACACAAUAUAAUUUUUCUGAAAAUAAAAAAAAUAAAUUUCCAAAAGACAAUGAAUUAACAUUAAUAAAUAUAAAAAAUGAAAAAAAAAUUACAACUUUGAUUCCUCCAUAUGAAAUAAAAAAUGAUAAUAUCCCAAUAAAAAAACAUGAAGAUACAUGUAAAGAUCAAAAUAUAAUUAGCAAAUAUAACUAUAGAAAUAAUAAGCAUCCAAAUAUAUUAAAAAGAAAAUAUAAUAAAAUAAUUGAUGAGAUUCCUACUAAUGAACACCAAUCAUCCAUACCUGAUAAAAACGGUUCAGAUGCAAAUAUGUAUAAAUAUAUUGAUAUUGAAAAUGGAAGUAGCAAAAAAAAUGAUGAUUACACCAAUUUUGAUAAUACAUCUAAAUUAGGUAAAAAAAAUAAAGGAUCCAAUAAUUUUUGUGAUAAAAAAAAUAAUUAUAAUGUUGAAUUAAAUUUAAAAGAUUCUAUACAUUCAGAUACUUUACAUAUUUUCAAAAAUGCAAUCAAUUUAUUAUUAAAUGAUUUAAAAUAUAAAUGUAUACCUAAUUUUGAUAAAAAAAUUUUGAAUAUAAUUGAAAUAAUAGAUAAUCAUACAAAUUAUGUAAAUUCAACUUUUAAUGAAACAUUUUUAAUAUCUUAUAUUCAUUUAUUUGAUACUUGUAUAUCCAAUAAUAUAUUACCAAGUCAGAUGGACCCAAAAAUUCAAAAGAUAUUUUGCAACUCUUUGAUAGCAUUUCAUAUUUUGUUAUUUAAUUUACAGCGACCAAAAAAAUAUUAG